GUAGAUGUGCUGAGGCUGGAGUAGCCACCAUUUUGCAUGUCGAGUGUGUUCCUCCCUCCAUUGCUAAUAGAGACGAUUCCACUUACUUUCUGGCGUCACCACGGCUGAGAAUGCCAGCUCCGAUCAGAUUGCGGGAGCUGAUCCGGACUAUCCGGACAGCGCGGACCCAGGCAGAGGAGCGCGAAAUGAUCCAGAAAGAGUGUGCUGCUAUCCGCUCAUCUUUUCGAGAGGAGGACAAUACAUAUCGUUGUAGAAAUGUGGCAAAGCUUCUUUAUAUGCACAUGUUGGGCUACCCGGCCCACUUUGGGCAGCUUGAGUGCCUAAAGCUGAUUGCAUCCCAGAAGUUUACCGACAAGCGAAUAGGUUAUUUGGGAGCUAUGCUGUUGUUGGACGAGAGACAGGAUGUGCAUCUAUUAAUGACGAAUUGCAUUAAGAAUGACUUGAAUCACAGCACACAGUACGUCCAGGGACUGGCGCUCUGCACUUUGGGCUGCAUGGGCUCCUCAGAAAUGUGCCGUGACCUGGCGGGAGAGGUUGAGAAGCUGCUCAAAACAUCCAACUCUUACUUGAGGAAAAAGGCGGCGCUGUGUGCAGUUCACGUCAUCAGAAAGGUUCCAGAACUCAUGGAAAUGUUCCUUCCAGCCACAAAAAACCUGCUGAGCGAGAAGAACCAUGGUGUUCUCCAUACAUCUGUUGUCCUCCUUACCGAGAUGUGUGAGAGAAGUCCUGACAUGCUGUCUCACUUCAGAAAGAAUGAGAAGCUGGUUCCACAAUUGGUGAGAAUCCUGAAGAACCUGAUCAUGUCUGGAUACUCACCUGAGCAUGAUGUGUCGGGCAUAAGCGAUCCUUUUCUGCAGGUGCGGAUAUUGAGACUACUGCGAAUUUUAGGCAGGAGUGACGACGACUCCAGUGAAGCAAUGAAUGACAUUCUUGCACAGGUUGCAACAAACACUGAGACAAGUAAAAAUGUAGGCAAUGCAAUCCUCUAUGAGACCGUGUUGACCAUCAUGGACAUCAAGUCUGAAAGUGGACUGAGGGUUUUGGCAAUUAAUAUAUUAGGGCGAUUCCUCCUUAACAAUGACAAAAAUAUAAGAUAUGUUGCAUUGACAUCCCUACUAAAGACGGUACAGACGGACCACAAUGCAGUACAAAGGCAUCGGAGCACCAUUGUGGAUUGUUUAAAAGACCUGGAUGUGUCCAUAAAGAGACGUGCAAUGGAGCUGAGCUUUGCCCUGGUGAACGGCAACAACAUAAGAGGCAUGAUGAAAGAGCUGCUCUACUUCCUGGACUCGUGCGAUCCCGAAUUUAAAGCCGACUGUGCAUCGGGAGUCUUUCUAGCAGCAGAAAAGUAUGCCCCUUCAAAAAGAUGGCACAUAGACACUAUAAUGAGAGUUCUGACUACAGCAGGCAGUUAUGUGCGCGACGACUCUGUGCCCAACCUUAUUCAGCUCAUCACAAACAGUGUUGAGAUGCACGCAUACACAGUGCAGAGACUCUACAAAGCUCUUCUCGAUGACAUUUCACAGCAACCGCUCGUCCAAGUCGCAUCCUGGUGCAUAGGAGAGUAUGGAGACCUACUGGUUUCUGGACAGUGUGAGGAAGAGGAGCCCAUUCAGGUGAGUGAAGAUGAAGUUCUGGAUGUGCUGGAAGGGCUUCUAGUAUCCAAUCUGUCCACGCCUGUGACUCGAGGCUAUUCUCUUACUGCCAUCAUGAAGCUGUCUACUCGUUUCAGUGGUGUCAACCGUAUCAAGAAGGUGGUUUCAAUAUAUGGCAGCAGCAUUGAUGUUGAGCUGCAACAGAGAGCAGUGGAGUACAACGCACUUUUCAAGAAAUACGACCACAUGAGGCCCGCUCUCCUCGAGCGAAUGCCCAUUAUGGAGAAAACAGCCACGAAUGGCCCCACAGAAAUCGUGCAGACCAAUGGAGAGACAGAACCCUCCGUUGGGGAACCGAAACAUCCACCCCCUGUUAGUCAGCCAGCCAACCAGGCAAAUGAUUUAUUAGACCUGCUGGGUGGCAAUGAUAUGGUGCCAGUAAUCCAUACGACAGUGCCCCCCAAGCCUACGUCGUCUGGAGGAGAGCUGCUGGACCUGCUGGGUGACAUCUCACUAAGUGGCGCUCCAGCCCCUGCUCCUGCUCCCUCUGUACCCACCUCCCAACCCCCUUUUCUCCUGGAUGGCCUCGCCUCACAGCCCCUCUUUAAUGACAUUGCAACUGCAGGUAUUCCUCCUAUGACGGCCUACAACAAGAACGGCCUGAAAAUAGACUUCACGUUUGAGAGGGCAAACCCUAACCCCAACGUCGCCGUCAUCACCAUCCACGCUUGCAACUCUACAGAGGCAGACAUGACAGACUUUGUUUUUCAGGCUGCAGUACCAAAGACAUUCCAGCUGCAGCUCCUGUCCCCCAGCAGUAAUGUCGUCCAAGCACUCAACCAGGGAACUGUCACACAAGUCAUCAGAGUCCUCAACCCACAGAAACAACAGCUACGAAUGAGGAUCAAGCUGACAUACAACCACAAAGGUUCGCCUGUGCAAGACCUGGCCGAAGUCAAUAACUUCCCCCCACAGUCGUGGCAGUGAUGAGUUGCUUCAUUUACUCCUAAAAGCCCCUCCGACGGGGACUAUGAUUUUUUUUUUUUUUUUGGCCUCGCACCUCUCCCUCCCACCUUCUCAUCUUCCUUUUUUCCAACGGACUCCCCCUCAGUGACAUCACAAAACGCGCAGCUGAGCGUCUUUAAAGAUGGAAAAACCAGUUCAGAUGAAGAGCCAUUCGAUAAGCGGGAUUACAUGUUGGUGAACUUUCUCGUUUCUUUCUUGACUGGUGUCAUCAUCUCUUUUGUUAGUCGUGCGACUUUUGUUUUUCCACUCUCACUUGAACACUGUACUAAAUGACAUGAACUCACUUUGAUAAAAGGAAUAUUUAUGAUUGCGCUGAGCCUUUUAAAGCCCUAAUAAUGCAAUCCUCAGAUAAUUCACUGAGUGACCUUCCUCAAUUCAUGCCUGAAAAGCCGUCUCAGAGAUGUUGUAUUUCAUCACUGUCGGGUGGAAUCCUCGUAUCUCCAAAAUGACUGCUUUUCAGGAAAUAAACCAACAAAAAGGCCAUUUUGCUUGCCUCACCAAACAAAGCGUCGUUCAACCUGGUAUUGUACCUUCUUUUAUGAUCAACACAACACCGUCCCAAAAGCAUGUUCAAUCUGUAAUUGCAUUUGCUAAACCGCUAAUUGAUGACUGUUACUGUUUAGAAUGGUCCAGACAUGUUGCUGCCAGCUAGCCGUGCACGUCAAAAGUCGAACCAACAACAAAGACUUUACAAAGUCACAACCACAAGAGGCCAUGAGUGAUGUCAUAAAUAAAAUGAGAACCUGACAAAGCAAAGUAAUCCGCGAAACUUUGUGACAGAGCAGUUCCUUCUGAAACAUGACAGCGAACCAUUUUCAACAAAACGUCUUAUGUGAAAUGUAGCCAUUUCACUCGUUAUUGUUCAUUCAAAACACAUCCAGACUUUGAAACUUGAGGCGACAUAAUACUGCGCAGCUCCCAUGGAGUUAGAAGGAAGCUCAGAAUGUUGAAGUGUACAAGAGAUUUAAUAGAUUUUUUUUCUCAAGCUAAUUCAAAAACUAAACUGAUUAACAAUACGUGAGUAAUAAGACGCUGUUGUGACAGACCAUUUUAUGAAGAAAAAAAAUUUUGAAAUUCACCAUAUUUGGACGUAAGAGUUUUCAGCCCGACAGCGACAAUGUACAACUUGUACCUGCAUCUUUCUUUAAGAGGUACACUAAUCGGACAAUGUGAAAAAUGUAUGACUUUUCCAGACAUUUUGAGAGAGUCAUAAUUAUGAUGUGUAAACCACAAUUCCUAAUUAUAUAUAUAUAUAUAUAUUUUUCCCCCUGUGUGGCCCGAAUGCAGUAAGCUGGUCAGUGAGACGCAUUUGUUUUACCCGGUUGCGCUUCUUACCUCGCACAAACUUAUGUAAAUGAAGCCUCUUAUGAAUGUAGUUAAAUGCACUGAAUGCUGUUCUCCCUCAUCUCCUUAUUUCUUCUCCAUCGAUGAGUCGGUCAUCACAUCGGCACUAUUUCUGUGAAAGUUUGUUUGAUUUCUGCAGUAAAUCGACUUGAUUAUUUAUGCCUGAUAUCAAAGUGACGUGCCUUUCUGACUUGACAUGAGAAAAGUUCAGUUAGCCUGCUUGAGUGCUUGAAAGUGAGGGACGUGAUCGCGCUGGAUUUGAAAUGCUGUCAUCUUUCACCUUAUUUCAAGCAUGUUUGUUUUUCACUCUGUGGUGGGCUUUGCCCGAUCUCCACAAUCUCCACAAAUUCUCAUCACAUGAUCCCGAUUGUCCCGCGAUCACGUUGCUGAGCUUCAUUUAUGGCCUGAAGGGCCCCAAACAAAGUAAAUUGGGGGGCGGGGGGGGGGCAGCUAAUAGGAUAUCACCUUUUUCAUAGGAUAGCAUCAAGUGUUGUCGCAAAAUCUCAUUAAGAUCCACUGUCCCGUCCGUCCCAGUCUUCAGAUUUACCGAUUCAUCGAGUGAGGACUGUUUAGCCGUACAAUUUCUCGGCUCUGGUCUUUUCUGUCAGGGGGAGGCUACCGUUGAUACCUCACAAUGUUUUCUCUUUCUACUAACUUGUCGGAGUGGCUGGCAAGCAAGGGACGCACAGCUGCAUGAACGAAUCUGACAGCCAUUUGUCCAUGUGCGGCAAUACAAGUUAGCGAUGAACGACCUUCGCGGCCCCACGACGCUUUGAUAGUCAAUCACUAUGCUUCAUUAUCUAACUCCUGUGACCAAAAUCAGAGAGACUAUUAGCUUUGGAAAUAUUUUUCAGCAACGAUAUGUGUAUAUGGAGGAAAAUAAUUUCACUUUUUUUCCGUUGUUGACAAAUGCUAUAUUAGCUUUUUUUCUGUACAUACUGAGGGCUUUUACGAUUUUUUUUUGUCUCUUGUACUAUCUUUCAUCCUUUUUUUAGAUACCAUUUUCUAAACCAAUUCUUCACUAUGUAUAUUGUCUAAAUAGUCAACCAUAGACGACAUCAGGCUUACUUACCUGUAUCACCACUCAUCCAUUGUAAAAGGUAUAUGAUCUGCUCCCUGUACAUUGUAUAUAAUUGUAAAACAAACAAAAAGGCUGAUCCACUUAAAUAAAAACCCACAUGAAGACUUCAAGGAUUAGCUGGAAGCAUCGAAUGGUAUGCAUAUAUGUACAAAAGAUUCUUAAACGGAUGCAUUUGAUGGACUCGGCUUCAUACUUAGCUCACGGGUGUCAUGUUUUUACGAAGAUGGCUGCCGAGGCUUGUCGUUGGGGUUUGCUUAUAGUGAGUGAAUGGGGGAACUGUACUACUGAGAAACGGCAACGCUGCACUAGUAAGCUUCCACAAUGCGUCCCCGUUUUCCUUCGUCUUCACCUUUGUUGUUGGCCCCGUGUGCGCAACUAUUUAAAUGUUGAUUUGCUAUUUGAGUGUGUUCUUUUUAAAACCUUACUUGACACCUGUACUAUAACGGUGGCCCCAAAAUCGAUGCCAAGUCAAUAAUUCCCAGCCCCCCCCCCCCAAAUUGUUGCAUGUAUCCUCUAUUUUAUUCCAUUUGAAAGGAAAGCCGUCUUGAGCAUUUCUUCGAUAUCAAGCUUCAAGCUGAAUGUACUAGUUCUCUCUUUGUCCUCACUAAGAUGACAAUCCAGCACACCGGCCGAACAAAUGUUUUGUGCUGCACUAGUAACAUUACUAGGCCAGUAGUAGUACUAUUAGCAACCAAUGUCAACUAGGGCACAGUUUUGCCUCACUAGUAACAUGCAGUUUUUGCUUGGAUCCAGAAAUUCCACACAUUUGGGUGCUGAAUUGUCUCACGCCAUCGUGAAUAAAUGUUCUAUACCCUUGAUGACCAUCUUAAGGUCCACGUACUAGUAUGCUCUUUGUCCACAUAAGUAGGACAACUGUAUGUUACUAAUGAGGCUAACCUAUUCACUAGACAACUGUGUGCUCCUUGUGACAUCAAAUUCUAUUUGUUCUGAGCAUCUGAAAAACACUAAUACCAGAUGCAUUUUUUUUGGGGGGGGGGUUGCGCAGGUGCUAAUUCCCAAUACUAGUCAACUGCACGCUAUGAGAUACAUAGACGACAAAAAGGUAGAUAGAAUGCAGACAAGAUAACUAGUCCAUGUUUAAAAUCAGUGUCAUAGCAAUUAACCCCCCCCCCCCCCCAAUUGUUUUAUUUGGAGGCCAAUUUUGUUAGGAUCAGUCUCCAGCCUCAACUCACUGGGAAGUGAAUCCCAAAUUCUGAUUAACAUCAAGUAGUGGUAGGACUACGCAGAUAUCGGCUAGUGCAAUUUUCCCUCAUCAGUAACACGAAGUCGUGCUAGUGAAGACAGAGCGUACCAGUACAUAAGACGCUUCAGUGUACGAGUAGAAUGACUGUCUUACGAGUAAUGGUUUUUUCCACUACUGUAUGAUGUUUCUGCACACUAAUAGCGCACCUUUGACAUACCAGUUGGGCAAAUACAUGUUACAAGUAAGGCAAAACACCACGAGUUGACAACUGUGUGCUACUAGUAGUAAUCGUGACAUUAUCAAAUUUUACUUAACUUCAAAUUGUACUUGAUAACAUCUAAUGCUUCACUAGUCAUACUAGUAGCAUGCAUAUGUCCCAGGAAUGGCACAGAUUCCCCUCACUAGUACUAAUCUCCCAAAGUUGCCCGGGUUAGUGUGUAGUGAUAUCAUUCAGGAGUGGAAAAAAAUACGAGUCAGACAGUUAUUCUGUUGGUGUGUCCUUGUUUAACUAAUGUGCUGAUUGGGUAACUAGUGAGCAGUAGUACACGGUCAAGCUGGAUAUCAAGGAUAUGGUAUAAACACUCGAACGGCUUCCAGUCAUCUCGACCGACAACACUGUUAGGCAUGUUUGAGUGUUUUACAUGCCAAUAGCCACAGGGGGCGCUGCACAAAACUAAAAUGAGGGCGGGGAAGGAAAAGCUCAGUCCAGCUUGUUCACGUUAGUUUUGUGUGUUGUCUUGUUUUCACCCCCCGGACCCCCAACUUGUGCGUCCACUUUUUUUUUUUUUUUUUUUUAAUUUAAUUUUAUUUUAUUUUAUUUUUUUUUGUGAUGCUCAUCCAUGCAAGGUCUCGUGUACAAAUGGUGAAAUGAUCCCAACUUAAGUGCAUUGGACAAACUUGAAGGAAGGAAGAAGUAUCGGCGUGUGAUUUGACUUUGAAGUGUGCGUGCGUGCGUGUGUGUGUGUGAGACUAUUUCCAGGAUUUUAUUUGUCUGCAAAUUUUCAGCUUGUGAGCUGCAUGUUAAAGCCGAUGUAAAUAAUGUUUCUACUCAACCCACUUGAGGGUUUUGUUGGGAGAUGCAAAGAACGUCGUUCAUGAGUCUGUCCUACUCUGUCACGGGCCACUUGUGUGUAUAAAAGGAUUUUGUUCAGGUGGUGGUCACAAUAAGGAUUAAAUAUGGCGCUGAAUGACGCGUUUCACCCACACCCAGGCUCGUCCUGUCCUAAUAACAAAAUUUGAUUUGUUGUAGCUGAAAGAACGUCUCUAUUUUGGUUUUGUUUUUUGUCCCCCCCAAUCAAGUUUGACACUUUGAACUGAACCAUGUAGUCUGCGGCUAGAAGGUGAGUGUGACUGUCAGACUGAAAGUAUGAGAUAUGAUUAAAGACAAGUUGUAAACUAUUAAAUGGGAUAUUUUCAAUUGAUGCUGUGUAUUCUUGUCAUUUGGGUUGCAGAAAACAGGAAUGCAAAUAAAAAGUGCAAAUACUGU
Messenger RNA from Hippocampus comes (tiger tail seahorse), 7736 nucleotides. RefSeq names its product adaptor related protein complex 1 subunit gamma 1 (gene ap1g1). Lineage: Eukaryota; Metazoa; Chordata; Actinopteri; Syngnathiformes; Syngnathidae. The transcript is spliced from 25 exons. The record is from RefSeq and is a predicted model, not a curated record. Gene Ontology annotation, biological process: vesicle-mediated transport; intracellular protein transport. Gene Ontology annotation, cellular component: Golgi apparatus; AP-1 adaptor complex; membrane coat. Bases 111 to 2582 code for a protein of 823 amino acids.